Messenger RNA from Lynx canadensis (Canada lynx), 1101 nucleotides. Its product is annotated as thyrotropin-releasing hormone receptor-like. Gene Ontology annotation, cellular component: membrane. The record is from RefSeq and is a predicted model, not a curated record. The coding region runs from base 1 to 1101 and encodes 366 amino acids. Gene Ontology annotation, biological process: phospholipase C-activating G protein-coupled receptor signaling pathway. Gene Ontology annotation, molecular function: thyrotropin-releasing hormone receptor activity. NCBI's taxonomy places the organism in Eukaryota, Metazoa, Chordata, Mammalia, Carnivora, Felidae. The transcript is spliced from 2 exons.
AUGGAGGACCACACCGAGCACCCUGAGCGCGCGAACGCGUCGAGCCUGGGCGCCUUGCCCCAGCCUCCGCCCGCUGUACAAGCGGUGACCUUGACCCUGGUGCCUCUCGUGUGCGCCAUGGGUGUGGCCGGCAACGCCAUGGUGGUCCUGGUGGUACUCCGGGGCCGUCACAUGGUCACGCCCACCAACUGUUACUUGGUGAGCCUGGCGGCGGCGGACCUGCUGGUGCUCCUGGCGGCCGGAGUGCCCACCGUCGCCGAGGCGGCGUCCGCCCGUGUUUGGGUCUUCGGCCACGCAGGCUGCCUGGGCAUCACCUACCUGCAGUACGUGGGCAUCAACACGUCCACGGGCUCCAUCGCCGCGUUCACGGUGGAGCGCUACCUCGCCAUCUGCCACCCGCUGCGCGCCCAAACUCUGUGCACCGUGGCGCGGGCCAAGCGCAUCGCGGCUUUGGUGUGGCUGGGCACCAGCGCCUACUGCGUGCUCUGGCUCUUCCUGGUGGACACACGCGAGACCGCGUACGCCGACGGCGUGCAGGUGCAGUGCGGCUACCGCGUGUCGCGCUCUCUCUACCUGCCCGUCUACUUCCUGGACUUCGCGCUCUUCUACGCGCUGCCCCUGGGCCUGGCCACCGUGUUCUACGUGCUCAUAGCGCGCGUCCUCUUCGCGCGGCCGCUGCCUCCUGCGCACCCGGGGCACUGGGGCUCUGCGCACCAGGGCAGCCCCGCGGGCCACCAGCGCUUCUCCUGCAGGGGCAAGAAAGGCGCCCUCAACUCCCGGAAGCAGGUCACCAAGAUGCUGGCUGUGGUGGUGGUGGUUUUUGCUCUGCUGUGGCUGCCCUACCGCACCCUGGUGGUGGUGAAUUCCUUCCUGAGCCCGCCCUACCUCAACCUUGGCUUCCUUCUCUUCUGCCGGCUUUGCAUCUAUCUGAACAGCGCGGUCAACCCCGUCAUCUACGCCCUUAUGUCCCAGCGCUUCCGGGAGGCCUUCCGGGGACUAUUUCAGUGCCAGCUGGCCCGGCCCCAGCUCCCGCCCCAGGAGGCCACCCCUGUGUACUACAGUGUCAUCAAAGACUGUCCCCAGAUCAGACUGGGCUCUUAG